Messenger RNA from Zonotrichia albicollis (white-throated sparrow), 4623 nucleotides. It is a transcript of the gene ARMC8, whose product is annotated as armadillo repeat containing 8. NCBI's taxonomy places the organism in Eukaryota, Metazoa, Chordata, Aves, Passeriformes, Passerellidae. Gene Ontology annotation, molecular function: protein binding. The record is from RefSeq and is a predicted model, not a curated record. Gene Ontology annotation, cellular component: GID complex. Gene Ontology annotation, biological process: proteasome-mediated ubiquitin-dependent protein catabolic process.
UGGGGCGGCAGCGGGGGUUCGGCGCCGGCCGGUUCGCUGGGCCCGCCCCGUUACCCCCGGCCCCCGCCCGCCGCGCGCCCGCCAUGAGCCCGCGCCCGCCGGCCUGAGGCGCCGCCGGUGCCGGAGCGCUCCGCCAAGAUGGCGUGUGUGCUGGAGGCGCCGCUCCGCAUGAGCGUCCUCUCGGAGGUCACAGCCAGCAGCCGCCACUAUGUCGAUAGAUUGUUUGAUCUCGACCCCCAAAAAGUCCUGCAAGGUGUCAUAGAUAUGAAAAAUGCUGUAAUUGGAAACAACAAACAAAAAGCCAACUUGAUUGUUUUGGGAGCAGUUCCAAGGUUGCUGUAUUUACUCCAGCAAGAGACCUCAAGCACAGAGCUGAGAACAGAAUGUGCAGUGGUCCUGGGCAGCCUUGCCAUGGGGACAGAGAACAAUGUCAAAUCCCUCCUAGACUGCCAUAUUAUCCCAGCCUUAUUGCAAGGAUUGCUCUCACCAGAUUUGAAGUUUAUUGAAGCUUGCCUGCGAUGUCUGCGCACCAUUUUCAUCAGCCCUGUAACUCCAGAGGAUCUGCUGUACACAGAUGGUACAGUUAUCUCCCACCUCAUGGCACUGCUCAGUAGGUCUCCAUACACACAAGAAUACAUAUGUCAGAUCUUCUCCCACUGCUGCAAAGGUCCAGAUCACCAGACAAUCUUAUUUAACCAUGGAGCUGUUCAGAACAUUGCACAUCUGCUGGUCUCCACCUCUUACAAAGUCCGAAUGCAGGCAUUGAAAUGCUUCUCAGUUCUUGCCUUUGAGAACCCCCAGGUAUCCAUGACUCUGGUCAAUGUGUCUGUUGAUGGAGAAUUGUUACCACAGAUUUUUGUGAAGAUGUUACAAAGGGACAAGCCCAUUGAAAUGCAGCUCACGUCAGCCAAAUGCCUUACUUCCAUGUGCAGAGCCGGAGCAAUACGGACGGACGAUCCCUGCAUCGUUCUGAAGACUCUGCCAUGCUUGGUUCGAAUGUGCAGUAAGGACAGACUGCUGGAGGAGAGGGUGGAGGGGGCAGAGACUCUGGCCUACCUGAUAGAGACAGACGUGGAGCUGCAGAGGAUGGCCAGCAUCACCGACCACCUCAUCGUCAUGCUGGCCGACUACUUCAAGUACCCCAGCUCCGUCAGCGCCAUCACCGACAUCAAGAGGCUGGACCAUGACCUGAAGCACGCCCACGAGCUGCGCCAGGCCGCCUUCAAGCUCUACGCCUCGCUGGGGGCCAACGACGAGGACAUCCGCAAAAAGAUCAUUGAGACUGAGAACAUGAUGGACCGCAUUGUUAACGGCCUGUCCGAGUCCAGCAUCAAGGUGCGCUUGGCUGCAGUCAGGUGUUUGCACAGUUUGUCCCGUUCUGUCCAGCAGCUCAGGACAAGUUUUCAGGAUCAUGCUGUAUGGAAGCCUUUAAUGAAGGUUUUACAGAAUGCUCCAAAUGAAAUUCUUGUAGUAGCAUCUUCCACGCUAUGCAAUCUUCUUCUGGAAUUCUCUCCAAGCAAGGAGCCUAUUUUAGAAUCAGGAGCCAUAGAACUUCUAUGUAGUUUAACCCAGAGUGAAAAUCUUGCCUUGCGAGUGAACGGCAUUUGGGCUUUAAUGAACAUGGCGUUUCAAGCAGAACAGAAGAUCAAGUCAGACAUCCUGCGGGGUCUGAGCACAGAGCAGUUGUUUCAGUUGCUUUCUGAUUCCGAUGUAAAUGUUCUGAUGAAAACCUUGGGACUGCUCAGGAAUCUUCUCUCCACUCGCCCACACAUAGACCACAUAAUGAGCACUCAUGGGAAGCAAAUCAUGCAAGCAGUGACCCUCAUUCUGGAAGGGGAGCACAAUAUAGAAGUCAAAGAGCAGACAUUGUGUAUCCUUGCCAAUAUAGCAGAUGGCACAACAGCAAAAGAACUGAUUAUGACCAACGAUGACAUCCUGCAGAAAAUCAAAUACUACAUGAGUCAUUCAAAUGCUAAACUACAGCUUGCUGCCAUGUUCUGUAUAUCUAAUCUCAUAUGGAAUGAAGAGGAAGGUUCACAGGAGCGCCAGGACAAACUCCGAGACAUGGGAGUGGUGGAUAUUCUACACAAACUGAGUCAGUCCUCAGAUCCCAAUCUGUGUGACAAGGCGAAGACAGCACUCCAGCAGUACCUUGCAUGAUCAAAGACUAAUUGAAACUAUGGACACCCCUCAUGUCUACUUAAGGAAUAGCAGGAGAUACUCCUGACUCCUUAUAUUUGCACAAGUCACCUUGGGCUGCAUUUUUCUCAGGUGCAGGGAGCUGCUUUGCAGAAACAGUUCGAAUGAUCAGGUCUCCGGUGCACUUGAGAAUUUUCUUGAGGUAGUUUCUUUACUCAGAGGACUCGGGGUGGGGGGGUUGUUUUGGUUUUUUGGGGUUUUUUUUCCUGAGCUACCUGGACUCUCAGAUAGAACAAUCAGUCAUCGUUUUCCUUUUGGGCCUCCAAUUCUCUGCUUUUGCUGCAGCCUUGUGUGGGUGCGUGGGUGCUCGAGUGCGUGUGUGUGCUGGGCUGAGUGUGUGGGUGUGAGACCUCACUUUUGGUUUUCCUUUUUUUUUUGUGUGAAAAUCUUUUUCUACAGGUUUUCAAGGGUUAACCAUUGUUUGCUGUACGAAUACUUCAAUGAAUUAUAUACCGUUUGAAUGAAAUGUUAUUUAAAAAAAAAAAACCAAACUGUUGUAUCCCAUAAAGUUUAUUUUGAAUUUUGAAGAGAUGAAUGUUUUUAAGUAAAAUAUAUGCAUUUCUGAACUUCAGCUUAACUUACAUUAUACUUUGUUUUUAAAGAGAAAAAUAGAGGGAGACAAUAGACUCCAAAUUCCAAGCAGCACAUUCUGUACUGACAAAGUCCAAGAGUUCUUUGCCACAAUACAAGGUCACCUGGUGUCCAUGACAUGCUCAAAUCCAUGGAAUGGGCCAGCUGGACUGGGUUUGGGUUUCUUUGCAAUUUUAGAAAACAAGCUCAUACUUCAGGGUUAGCAUGACUGAUGCUUUUCAGAAAGGAGCAGGUGGCUGCAAGAUCAGCAGGAAUAAGCUCUUGCUUUGCCAGCCAGGAACUUGCUCAGCUAAUUGCUGAAGGAUUGGCUUAUUCAUGGUCAGAAGGAUUUGCUGAUCACUGAUAUCAGUGGAGCAAACAGUGUGUUGCAGAAGUUACACCUUCCAGAGACUGGAAAGAGCUGGCAAGCAGGAUUAAGGGAUUGCUUUUGUUUUGCAUCCUUUAUCUUCACAAAUAGUUAAGUGACUUCCAAAUUGUUUCCACAAAUGAUCAACUGGGUGCAUUAAGUUGGGGAAGGGAUGGAAAAACUGAGGGUUCUGUUUUGUUUUAUACUCAGUAAUGUUGCUCCAGAUUUUCUGUAUAUAUGCAGCUAUACACACAUGCAUGGAUUUAGAUUGCUGGAUAAUUGGUGGGGUGUGACUGCAUCCAGAAGCCUGGACUGUCCAGAUGUUCCUGAAAUGGUGCUUGCAAGUGAGCAGGGGGAAACACGAGUGCAAGUGAAGGGGGCUGUGUGAGGUCAGGCUGGAAUGGCAGAGCCCUCAAGCAGUUCAGGGCUCUGACUCUGCCCAGGUCUCCUUUCUGCUUUCAGUUUAGACCAUAGUUCAUAGUCAGACUCUCCAGACACUGUAUUUACAUAGCACUAACAGACACUGGAGUUUGCAGCCAAUGUCUUAAACCAAAUCCUUCUUCUCUUACAUUGAGCUUCAGGAAGGCUGCAGCAAGAAGAGAAGUCUGUAACUUUGCUAACCAAUUUUGAUAAUUAUCUAAAGCUUUUAUUUCUAAUCAGAAGGUCAAAUUGUGAUGACAGCCUUACUUUUUUUCCAAGGUAACUCUUUGUGUCAGAAAAUGCGACCACAGUUUGGCCUGGAACUUGAAUGUGCUGUAUAUCAGAUAACUGUUAUCACUUGGUUGCAAAGGAGAAUAUCUGCAUUUCAUGUAACUUCUUCCACUUCAAAGACAAAUAAAAGUGAGCACCUGACACUUUCCCCCCAGGCAUUGCAGUAAGUGACUGGCAGUUUUUAAUGUCCUUCUGCACAUGUUUCAUGAUAGACUUUGGGGGUUGAACAAAAGGAAAAGUAAAAAUAUGUGAGAAGUUGUUGAAUCUCAGUACCUCAGAAGCAAAGUCUUGUUUAUAAAAUUUAAUCAAAUAUAUUUUUGCCUGAACUGAGAAAAAAGUUGAGGCAGUUAUUGUAAAUGCAAAACUGUCCAGUGGGCAUCUCCCUGCUCCAUUUGCACUCCUGUCUGUGUUUAGGAGCUUGAGUUCUUACGUAUCUCUUCUCAUCCUUCCCCAACUCACAUUGCUGAAAGCAAAUGUGAGUUUGCUUCUAUAGAACUUUGGUGCCUACAGGUGUUCAGAAAAAAGGUGAGUAAAAGUAUCUCUGUACAAUUUUUGAGAUGGUUUCCUAAAAUUCUGCCAGAAAAAACUGAAAACCAAUGCUCAGACAAUCUUGUUGCUGCAUGAGAACAGCUGACGUUUUCCACAGGUAUAAAGAGGACAAACUGUUGAAUGAGAACAUUUUUACAUUCAGUUAAACUUUGUGAAUAAUUUUUGAUGUUGCUAUAGGUAUGUACAAAAAGAAGAAUACUGUAAAUAAAAAGAACUUUACCAGAACA